GAACCGCCCGUUAGGGCGCUGGGACCAGACUGUGUCCCGUGCCCAGCCCUCCGCACACCCCGCCCCGAGCUCCGCUGGCGUCCCACCAUGUGCGGCGGCCGGGGGCUCUGGCUGCUCGCUGCGCUCUGGCUGCAGGGCUUGGCCCUCAGCUGCACCUUGCCCGGCGUGGAGCAGUUCGAGGUGGUUCUUCCCCAGCGCCUGCCAGGACCCCGAGCCCGCCGAGCCCUGCCCUCCCACACGGGCCUGUACCCGGAGAGCGUGAGUUACAUCCUGGGGGCCCAAGGGCGCAACUUCACCCUGCACCUGCAGAAGAACAGGGAACUUCUGGGCUCGAGCUACACGGAGACCUACACGGCCAACAACGGCUCUGAGGUGACAGAGCAGGUGCCCGUGCAGGACCACUGCCUCUACCAGGGCCACGUGGAGGGGCACCCGCGCUCGGCUGCCAGCCUCAGCACCUGUGCGGGCCUCAGGGGCUUCUUCCGGACAGGCUCAGCCGUCCACCUGAUCGAGCCCCUGGACGGGGCCAGAGACACAGGGCGGCACGCCCUGUACCAGGCCCAGCACCUGCAGCAGAAGGCCGGGACCUGCGGGGUCAGUGAUGCCAGCCUGGACAACCUCCUGGGGCCCCGUGUCUCUGCGGCCUUCAGGCCUCGGCCCCGGAAUGGGCCACUGUCCCGAGAGCCCCGCUUCGUGGAGCUGUACGUGGUCACGGACAGCGCGGAGUUCCAGCUGCUGGGGAGCAGAGAUGCUGUGCGCAGGCGGGUGCUGGAGGUGGUGAACCAUGUGGACAAGCUAUAUCAGGAACUCAACUUCCGCGUGGCCCUGGUGGGCCUGGAGGUCUGGAGCCAUGGAGACAAGUUCUACGUCAGCCGCCACGCCAACGUCACGCUGGAGAACUUCCUCGCCUGGCGAGCAAGGGACCUGGUGGGGCGGCAGCCGCACGACAAUGUGCAGCUGAUCACGGCCGUCGACUUCACCGGGACCACCGUGGGCCUGGCCAAGGUGUCUGCCAUGUGCUCCCGCGACUCGGGGGCUGUGAACCAGGACCACAGCCGGAGCCCCGUGGGCGUGGCCUCCACCAUAGCCCACGAGAUGGGCCACAACCUGGGCAUGGACCACGACGAGAACGUCCCGGGCUGCCAGUGCCCUGUGCCACGGGCGGGCGGCGGCUGCAUCAUGGCGGCCAGCAUCGGCUCGUCCUUCCCCAAGAUGUUCAGCCACUGCAGCCGGGCCGACCUGGAGACAUUUGUGGAGAAGCCGCGGACGACCUGCCUGGCCAACGUCCCUGACCUCGGCCGGCUGGUGGGCGGCCCCGUGUGCGGGAACCGGUUUGUGGAGCGCGGAGAGCAGUGUGACUGCGGCCCCCCCGAGGACUGUCAGAACCGCUGCUGCAACGCCACCACCUGCCAGCUGGCCGCGGGGGCCCAGUGUGCCCACGGCGCCUGCUGUCACGAGUGCAGGGUGAUGCGGGCCGCUGAGCCCUGCCGCCCCCAGAAGGAUGAGUGUGACCUGGAGGAGUUCUGUGACGGCCAGCAGCCCGAGUGCCCCGAGGACGCCUUCCGUGAGAAUGGCACGCCCUGCCGGGGGGGCUACUGCUACAAUGGCAGCUGCCCCACGCUGGCUGGGCGGUGCCAGGACCUAUGCGGGCCGGGGGCGCGGGCUGCCGCGGAGACCUGCUUUUCCUACAGCAUCUCUGCAGGCUGCGGGGCCAGCAUCCGCCUCAGCCCAGACAGGGUCAAGUGUGGCACCCUGUUCUGUGACGGGGGGUUGCAGCCCCUGGAGCGAAGCACCUGCACCGUGACCUACUCCUUGGCCGUGUGCCGAGCUCUCGCCACUGACGACAGCGACGCCUACGAGCUGGUGCCCACAGGCACCCAGUGCGGCCAGGAGAAGGUUUGCUGGGAAGGACGCUGCCAGGACCUCCAUGUUUAUAGGUCCAGGAACUGCUCGGCCCAGUGCCACGGCCACGGGGUGUGCAACCACAAGAAGGAGUGUCACUGCCACGCGGGCUGGGCCCCGCCCCACUGCACCAAGCUGCUGACUGACGUGCAGGCAGCAUCUGAGAGCCUCUCUGUUGGUGUGUUGGUGGCUCUGGGGCUCCUGGCGGCCGUGGCAAUCAUCCUGGCAGGCGUCAUUGUCCACCGCAAGGCCCGGAGCCGUGCCCAGAGGAACCCGGCGACCAAGACCACCAGGGGGCUCUUCAACCUGCUGUUCCGCCAGGGCGCUGGCAGCGAGCCAGCCAAGGGGGCCGCCCCAGGCCCCACACAGGGCCCCCCAGUGCUGGCCUCCGCCGCCACCCCCAGCCAGCCCCCCAGAACCCAGGUGUCCUCGGUGACCCCGAAGAGGCCGCCCCCUGCUCCUCCUGCUGCUGUGUCCGGCCCACCCCUCUCAGUUCCUGUCUACACCCGGCAGGCGCCAGGGCAGCUCAGACCUGCUCCGCCCACCAAGCCCCUCCCAGAGCUCAAGCCCAAGCAGGUCAUCAAGCCGACCUCCGCACCCCCGAUGCCACCAAUCAAGCCUGGGGCUGGAGGGGCCAAGUCUGGUUUGAUGCAGGGGGUUGCUGGCCCAAAGGUUGCCCUGAAGCCCCCUGUCCAGAGGAAGUGAUGGGGCCAGAGCUCCCAGAGCACCAUGGGUCGGGGGGGGAGGGCAUCUGUGCACCCGUCUGGAACUUUGGAGAAGUCACAAGGGAAGAG
Messenger RNA from Lemur catta (Ring-tailed lemur), 2696 nucleotides. RefSeq names its product ADAM metallopeptidase domain 8 (gene ADAM8). The coding region runs from base 88 to 2607 and encodes 839 amino acids. The record is from RefSeq and is a predicted model, not a curated record. The transcript has 24 exons. Gene Ontology annotation, molecular function: cell adhesion molecule binding; metalloendopeptidase activity. NCBI's taxonomy places the organism in Eukaryota, Metazoa, Chordata, Mammalia, Primates, Lemuridae. Gene Ontology annotation, biological process: inflammatory response; positive regulation of cellular extravasation; proteolysis.